Molecule: messenger RNA, 2634 nt
Organism: Rhagoletis zephyria (snowberry fruit fly)
Lineage: Eukaryota; Metazoa; Arthropoda; Insecta; Diptera; Tephritidae
Source: RefSeq, a predicted model, not a curated record
AUGAUUGACGAGACGCAGACGGCGCUGCUGGAGCUGCUGGAGCUGCUCACCACGGGCACGCGCGUGGAGACGAUCAACUUUAUGAAGGUGUGCAUCGAGUCGGUGCGCAAGUGCGCCAUCCAGGACCAGCGCACGCCGGUGUUCAUCUUUGAGCGCCUCUGCUCCAUUAUCUACCCCGAGGAGAAGGACGCCGACGAGUUCUUCAUCAGCCUGGAGAAGGACCCCCAGCAGGAGGACUUUCUGCAGGGGCGGAUGCUGGGCAACCCGUACAGCAGCAAGGACCCGGGCAUGGGCCCGCUGAUGCGCGACAUCAAGAACAAGAUCUGCCAGGAGUGCGAGCUGGUGUCGCUGCUCGAGGACGACAGCGGCCUGGAGCUGCUGGUCAACAACAAGAUCAUCUCGCUGGACCUGGCCGUGAAGGAGGUGUACAAACGGAUCGUCCAGGCCUCAUCCGCCGGACCGACGAUGAAGAUCACCUACCGCAUUCGAGGGCUGAUGGGCGACGCCACGGAGGAGUUUAUCGAGUCCUUUGCCAACAAGGAGUCGGUGGUGGAGGACGACGAGAAGCGGUACGAGCUGGCGGCCAUCAUGGCCGAGGGAGUGGGCGGCGACGGAUCAAGCAGCAGUGCCACUUCAACUACCUUUUGUGGCCUGCAGGUGAUGCUGGAGCGCUUUGAGGCGGUGGAGGAGAUCACCAACCGCAGCCGCCAGCUGCUCUUUGUCCUUCUCAAGCUCUUUGGCUACUGCGUGAAGGUGGUGGCCAACCGGCGGGCGCUGAUCUCGCCGCAGCUGAACACCAUCGGCGCCAUGCUCGCCAUUGCCCGCCUCUUUGUGCGCAGUCAGGCCCCCGACCUGCUGACGACGCCUUCCGCCCCGGGGGCGCCCUCCUACUUUGAGCAGCUGCUGACUCUGAUGGAGACGCUUAUGGCGGAGGCGAGUCGCCAGGAAGCGACCGCCUACGACCUCUUCAACGUCACCACCUGCGGCACGGCGGAGGACGUCCGCCUGUUGAUGGACGCCGUCACCCGUUUCGACUCGGUCCUCUACAGCGCCACCGUGAACAGCCUCACGGCGAAGAUUCUCCGCAUCGUCGCCUUUCUGGCGCUGGGCAAUGCGGAGAAGGCGGCGGCGCUGCUCGCUUUCUUCAAGCCGUACUUUGACUUUGACGCCUACGACCGCAAGCAGCUGCAGCUGGAAAAUCCGGAGCACCGCUUUGAGCUGCUCUGCUCGCUGCUGAACGGCAUUGAGCGGAACAAGACGGGCAACCGCAUGAAGGACCUGCUCAUUGAGGAGGGCUUUGUGCCCACCACCAUUGAGUACCUGGUCCGCAAUGCGCCGCCGAUGAAGAACUUUCUGCUCAUCAACAACGAGGAGUGGAAGGACUUUACCUCGCGGCCGGCGCUCAAGUAUGUCCUGCGGAUGUUGACUGGUCUAAGCCACGGCCACGAGAACACGCAGCUGCUGAUCACCCGCGACGCCAUACCGAUCAUCCACGGCCUGGAGCAGGUGCUGACCGACUCGCACAUGGCCACGCUGGCGGAGAACCUGAUGGACGCCAUCAAGGAGAACCCCUCGGUGGAGGCGAAGAUUGAGGAGGUGCGGCUGAAGACGCGCGAGGAGAAGAAGCGGAUCGCCAUGGCCGUCCGCGAGAAGCAGCUGGGCGAGCUGGGCAUGCGCGCCAACGACAAGGGCCAGGUGAUGGCCGACUCGCAGCUGCUGAAGGCCAUGGAGGAGCAGACGGCCAUUCUGGGGGCGGCCGGCUCCGGCGAGGAGAAGGGCCUCGUCUGCUCCAUCUGCCGCGAGGGCUACCAGUACUCGGCGCAGAAGGUGCUCGCGGUGUACACCUUCACCAAGCGCUGCAACGUGGAGGAGCACGAGGAGCGCCGCCCGAGGAAGACUGUCGGCUACACCACCGUCACCCACUUCAACAUCAUCCACGUGGAGUGCCACAUGUCGGCGGUUCGGCACGCGCGCACCCGCGACGAGUGGCAGUCGGCGGCGCUGCACAAUGCCAACACGCGAUGCAAUGGCCUCCUUCCACUGUGGGGCCCCCAAGUGUACGAGUCGCUUUUUGCGCACGCCCUUGCCCGCCACAACAGCUACCUGCAUGAUGCGGUGGGCCAGCGGGACUUUACCGGCUCCAACAGCUUCCUAGGCACGGUGCACGACCUGAAGCUGCUGCUGGCCCGUUUCGCCACGGAGAGCACCUUUAUGAGCGAGGAGACGGGCGGCGGCGGCGCCCAAUCGAACCUCUACCUGACGCCCUACCUCGCCCACACUGCCCUCUACGUGAUGAACACCACGAAGGUGGCCGAACGGGAGCGCGCCAACCUGGAGGCGAACUUUUUCGCUCAGCCGGCGGACCGAUGGAUUGAUUCUGCCUUUGCCGCAGACUCGCCCUACUUUUGGGCGGUCAUGACGCUGCUGCUCUCCUCGAAGACCGUUUGGGCGGAGCGCCGACUGUACGUCCUUCGGCGGCUGAUUCUCACCGAACACCUGCGACGUCUGCCGGCCGAUCGGCGAACGGCUGCAGCGCUGGCGGAACGGGCCACCGAGCCGGUCGCCUAUGGAACCAUCAAACCGGCGGUGAUGUUCUUUGCGAUGAUUAAUCUCUUUUACACGGUUAUGUUUAAG